UUCUUGUUUUGUUUUCAGAUUUCCCUGUUCAUUUACUAAUUCCUUGUAUCUAAUUAUCUUAUUUAUAUCCAGUAGGUUUGGGUAUUUCAUCUCUGCCCAGCCAGAAUCUAAGCCCAAACAAAGUUGAGCGACUUCAUCUGACAGAUGCCAAGAAUAUUUCUCACAGCAAUCCUACAAGGACACCCUGGCUCCUUCUUAGCUAUGAGGGACCUGGUUACCCAAAACAGAGCUGCUGGUUAACUACCUGCAAUAUAAUAAGGCAAAGUAAUUUUACUUCACCACUUUAUCGCCGCAAGCUAAGCCUAAUACAAGUAUUGCCAUAAGGUAGCGCUGGGUGUCAGUUUUGCUCCAUCAGCGCUCUAGGUGUCUCUUAUGUCUUUUCAUCUCUUUGAGCCACUCAGUAAAAUAUGAGGUUCCAUAAGAUCCACAUACACAGCAUGAUUCGAUCCAUGUCCUCAUCACCUGCUCCACCAAGUUGCGAUUCUUCAUGUGCUCUGAUGUUACUAAAUACAUUUGGCAAUAGUGAUCAGGUUUCUAACAGGCACAGGAACUGAUCUAACAAGUCUUUCAAGCAAAAAAGAAGAACAAGUCUCCUGUUUCUAUAUUGGUAACCUAGCACUUAAAAUUGUCAAUACAACACAUUUAUUCACUGCACAUGUAACUUUUCAAGCUACAAGAAAAUUUAUUAGAAACAAGUUAAGGUCUUCUGAAAUAAGUAGUUGGAGGGGUAUUAUCUCUCUUUCUCAGGACACUGACAAUAGGAUUCAAGUAAUUCAAGUAAGGCUGUGGCUGAGAUAACUGUUGCUGCUAUUCUGGCCUCAAGAAAUUUUGACGGACUGUCAGCAUUCAAGGUUCUCACACAUGAUGGACCUAGAAACAAAACCAUUUUGCCAAGAAUACCUAGCACAAAGAGGUACAAUAGUGAAGCCAUAUUACUGGCUAACAAUGAGCCAAAACUGUACUAAGUGUCCUUAUCACAUACAAACAGGGGAAGAAGCACGAGUUCCUUACACAGAAUUUCAAAACGCUUUUGGAUUUCCAUAUGGGCCAAUGGAUUACCAAAAUAAACACCUUCUCUUUUAUGAGUUGAGACAUGUAUCAGGUAAAUUAAUUCAAAAGGGCCAAGUGACAAACUGUGUAGAAUACAACAUCCAUCCAGAGUCAAUGCUAUUUGAAAUGGAUGGUUAUUUAUACUCAGUUGUGCACAAUUGGGGUAACGUUGCCUAUAUCAUUCUUUAUUCAAAUUAUUCUCCUUGUAAUGAGGCAGAGCAUGAGUGCAUAAGCAAAAUGUACAGUUUUUUAAUGAAGCAUCCAGACAUCACACUCUGCAUUUAUUUCUCACAGCUGUAUCACACAGAGGAGGAUUUCCCCGUGUCCACCUGGAAUUGUGAAGCCUUGCAGAGCCUGGCCAGCAUGUGGCCUCAGGUGACACUGAAUCCUCUCUGUGGUGGACUUUGGCAUUCCCUCCUCUAUAAUUUUGUGAGUCCUAGGCCCCAAGCAAAAUUCUACCACCCAAUUUUGCCUAUUAGAACUCUAGCUGAUAAAAAAAAUGCAACACAAAUUCGCAGCGUAACAGGAAUGAAAUUGCCUUUUGUUAACACCUUGUCUCUGCCAGUUUAUGGAACUUCAGCUGCUGCACCAAGUUUGCAAAACUACUACUUAUCGAACUCAAACUAUCCAGCAGAAGUGACAAGUAAAAGAAUGCCUCCAAUGGAGAUGCCACCAUUUCAUUUCAUGCCUCCCCUUAAUACUUUGCCCCCUUUAUACAAGAAACCUAGAAACAUUGUCAGACACUUAAACAUGCCAAAUGAGUCAUUAAGCAAAUUAAUGCCAAAGGAAAGAUCUCUUCACAGGGGAGAAAACAUUAUCGAACAACUAUUAAACAAAUCUGCAGAACUCGAAGGCUACAGAAAGAAAAAGGAUUACAUUCAUGUCAUAUAAAAUUGGAAUGCAGGACUGGGCAAUCCAUAGGAAGGAAUAGCUACAGCGGUGAGUUAAGAGUAUGGAGAAGAACAUGAACAUUCUCCCCCCCCAAAAUGUAAUUUAUACAUUGGGAAGAGACAUGGAGUAUCAACUGCCAGCAACUAAAGAGAAGAUUGAGAGGCAAUCUUUUGUUUUUUUCCACAGGAGCCACCAUUAGUAACAGCAGCAAAGCAAUGGGCAGCUAUAAAGAUUGUUUCUCAAACUGAUAAGAAUUUCAGUGACUGCUACCUAAAAUCAGAGUGCAGAUCCUCUCUCCUCCAUCCCCCGAAAUCUGAAAAAUCAACCUUGCCAUACCACAACGACGAAGUUAUGAAAAAAAUUAAUCAGAUGUCCCGAAUGUAAAAAGAUUUGUUGUGAUUCUAAAGAGACUGUUACUUUAUAACAGUCUUGUUUUCUUCUCAGUAAAGUUUGCCUAUGAGAAUUCUGUGGGAUUCUGCUUGGAAAAAAGUUUUACUUUUGGUUGGCAGCUGUCACCAGUUGGACAGUAAUCUUCUGUUUUCAACUUCAGUAGGCAAUUUCUUUCAGGUCAAAGAUAUCAUUUGAUGUUGCUUAUAUGUUGAUGAAUACAUAAAAAAAAUUGGGCAGAACUAGGACAAAAACAUGUCUAAGUGGUGAAGGCCACUCUCAAAAAAGGGGAAAAAAUAGUAUGGCUCAAAUGCUUUUUUAUUGUGUAUUGUAAAGUUGCCAUCUUUAUGAUGCUGCUAUAAUUAUGAAGUGGGUAAUAAAUCAACUAUUCUAAACUGAACAUCUUUAUAGGAAAAACACUCUGCAUGGCACGUUCAUAUAGCACCUCACAUAAUUAUUUUUCAAAAUGCAUUUUUGGAUGAUCAAGAAUGCUACAGUAAAUAGCUUUUUUCCUUCUGUUAAUCAUUGUUAACUAAUAAAAUGGCUUGCAAAAAUUCCUGUAAAACUAAAAUCCAUACAAUCUCUCUAGGUCAGAAAUAAAUAAAAUAAGGAAUGUUCUGCUUGAAACAAAUUUUGGCAGAAGAGAUGGCUGCUCUAUGAGCAGCAGAAAAGACCAUCAAGUUGUAUGAAACUGAUCCAUAAGCCAUGUAUUACCAACUCUGAUUUAAAGCAUAAUGAUAACUUAACCUCUUUUCUUUUAUCAUAUUUUGAUAAGUUAUUUUUUGCUUUGAUAGACUGUUCCAUUGUUGUGCUGUGAACUAAUCUUGAUCAUAACAAAAGACAACUGAGAAAUGGAUUAAAUCAGAGGUCCCCAACCCCCAAUUCAUGGACCGGCAUCAGGUCACAAAACUGGGCUGUGCAAACAAACGAAGCCCCAUCCAUGGGAUGCAGGCAGCACAUGAAACCACAUCCCCUCCGGUCCAUGGAAAAACCUCUCCCCACAGAUCUAGUUCCUGGUGCCUAAAAGGUUGGGGACCUCUGGAUUAAAUAAAUAAAAACUCAUUAAAGCCAGCAAUCAUGCUCAUCUUAAAUUAGUGUUUGUUAAUUCUUCUGACUCUUUCUAUAAAUGCACUGAACUUUAGAAAAUAGGCCAAUUCAUGUUUGGUUAAGUUCAAUCCAGUACAUAAAAACCUCUACUCUAACAAAUAGUUGGGGGGGGAGGAUUAUCUUUUUAAGAUGUUACAAUAUUUUUAAUUUGCUAAAUCAUUCAACUUAUCUUAAUUUAGGAAGGGAUGAACCAGUAAUUUAAAGAGGGAAUGUCUAAAUAUCUAAAUCAUACAUAAAUCAUACAAAACCAUACACCCCAAUUUAUUUAUUUGUUCAAUUAAAUUUAAUCCUUUUGUUAUCCCCUUAAAUCAUGAUAUAUUUUUGCUAUUCUUUUUUAAAUGGCAGAUUACAAGCAGAAAGAUUUGGUGAAAAAGGCAUACGUACAUUUUUAAUAGCAAUAACAAAAAGCAGUGGGGGGGUACAUUUCACCAGGACACUCUGCCACUGAACUAAGGCCUAUUAUUAUUGCUUAAGAGAUUCAACAAUACAGUAUUUCUUGAGAAUUUUCCCAUACUGAACAUUGGUGAAUUACCUCCUGCAGAGUUUGGAUGAUUUCAAUGUUUUUGUUCAAGACCACUGUGGGAAAACUGGCUUGUUCCCCAGCUUCCUAAGAUACAGGUCAUUGAAUGCUUAGGAAAGAUGUGGCCAAGAAAUUCAUCUGUGCCAAGGAAAACUUUUGUGGCGGGCAAAGAUCUGCUGCUUUCCUCGGACCUAGCCCAGGUUCUACUGAGGCAAGAGUCCCCAGUUCUCCAACCUGCAUUGCCACCAAGUUCACAGUUUCAAAUAUCACAUGCACCACCUCUAUUGAAAUGUCUUUGAUCUGUUUGAAAUGUUGAAAGGGCAUGGCUUCUAUUGCUGUGGCUCUUCACUGCAAUCUUUUUCCAUCUCAAAUCAUGGAGCAACCCAGGCUCAUUUAUGCUCUAGCCUCUACGUCCCCCUCUGGGCAUUCAAACAGAUUAGAUUACAACAGUACCACCACAAUUGGUACCAGAAUUUCCAUUGCUAAGCAGGGCAAUUAAGUGAGUUGCACCCAAUUUUAUUACUGUUUUUGCCAAGGCUGUUAAGCUAAUCACUGCAGUUGUUAAAUCAGUGGUUCUCAACCUGUGGGUCACGACUCCAUUUGAGGUCGAACAACCAUUUCACGGGGGCCGCCAA
Molecule: messenger RNA, 4590 nt
Organism: Crotalus tigris (Tiger rattlesnake)
Lineage: Eukaryota; Metazoa; Chordata; Lepidosauria; Squamata; Viperidae
Gene: APOBEC4
Product: apolipoprotein B mRNA editing enzyme catalytic polypeptide like 4
Exons: 2
Coding region: 862-1941 (359 amino acids)
Source: RefSeq, a predicted model, not a curated record